Procambarus clarkii (red swamp crayfish) is the source of this 2336-nucleotide messenger RNA. The record is from RefSeq and is a predicted model, not a curated record. NCBI's taxonomy places the organism in Eukaryota, Metazoa, Arthropoda, Malacostraca, Decapoda, Cambaridae.
AUGCUAUCGCUUACUGCAGCGGCAGCCUCGGAGCCUCGCCACUACCUCCCGGCAGCCUCGGAGCUUCGCCACUACCUCCCGGCAGCCUCGGAGCCUCGCCACUACCUCCCGGCAGCCUGGGUGCCUCGCCACUACCACCCGGCAGCCUGGGAGCCUCGCCUCUACCUUCCGGCAGCCUGGGAGCCUCGCCACUACCUUCCGGCAGCCUCGGAGCCUCGCCACUACCUCCCGGCAGCCUCGGAGCCUCGCCACUACCUCCCGGCAGCCUGGGAGCCUCGCCUCUACCUGGGAGCCUCGCCACUACCUCCCGGCAGCCUGGAGCCUCGCCACUACCUCCCGGCAGCCUGGGAGCCUCGCCACUACCUCCCGGCAGCCUGGGAGCCUCGCCACUACCUCCCGGCAGCCUGGGAGCCUCGCCACUACCUCCCGGCAGCCUGGGAGCCUCGCCUCUACCUCCCGGCAGCCUGGGAGCCUCGCCACUACCUCCCGGCAGCCUGGGAGCCUCGCCUCUACCUCCCGGCAGCCUGGGAGCCUCGCCUCUACCUCCCGGCAGCCUGGGAGCCUCGCCUCUACCUCCCGGCAGCCUGGAGCCUCGCCACUACCUCCCGGCAGCCUGGGAGCCUCGCCACUACCUCCCGGCAGCCUGGGAGCCUCGCCACUACCUCCCGGCAGCCUGGGAGUCUCGCCAAUACCUUCCGGCAGCCUCGGAGCCUGGCCUCUACCUCCCGGCAGCCUGGGAGCCUCGCCACUACCUCCCGGCAGCCUGGGAGCCUCGCCACUACCUCCCGGCAGCCUGGGAGCCUCGCCUCUACCUCCCGGCAGCCUGGGAGCCUCGCCUCUACCUCCCGGCAGCCUCGGAGCCUCGCCACUACCUCCCGGCAGCCUGGGAGCCUCGCCUCUACCUCCCGGCAGCCUGGGAGCCUCGCCUCUACCUCCCGGCAGCCUGGAGCCUCGCCACUACCUCCCGGCAGCCUGGGAGCCUCGCCACUACCUCCCGGCAGCCUGGGAGCCUCGCCACUACCUCCCGGCAGCCUCGGAGCCUCGCCACUACCUCCCGGCAGCCUGGGAUCCUCGCCUCUACCUCCCGGCAGCCUGGGAGCCUCGCCACUACCUCCCGGCAGCCUGGGAGCCUCGCCACUACCUCCCGGCAGCCUGGAAGCCUCGCCACUACCUCCCGGCAGCCUGGGAGCCUCGCCACUACCUCCCGGGAAUCUCGGAGCCUCGCCUCUACCUCCCGGCAGCCUGGGAGCCUCGCCACUACCUCCCGGCAGCCUGGGAGCCUCGCCACUACCUCCCGGCAGCCUCGCCACUACCUCCCGGCAGCCUGGGAGCCUCGCCACUACCUCCCGGCAGCCUGGGAGCCUCGCCACUACCUCCCGGCAGCCUGGGAGCCUCGCUACUACCUCCCGGCAGCCUGGAAGCCUCGCCACUACCUCCCGGCAGCCUGGGAGCCUCGCCUCUACCUCCCGGCAGCCUGGGAGCCUCGCCACUACCUCCCGGCAGCCUGGGAGCCUCGCCACUACCUCCCGGCAGCCUGGGAGCCUCGCUACUACCUCCCGGCUGCCUGGGAGCCUCGCCUCUACCUCCCGGAAGCCUGAGAGCCUCGCCACUACCUCCCGGCAGCCUGGGAGCCUCGCCACUACCUCCCGGCAGCCUGGGAGCCUCGCCACUACCUCCCGGCAGCCUCGGAGCCUCGCCACUACCUCCUGGCAGCCUCGGAGCCUCGCCUCUACCUCCCGGCAGCCUGGGAGCCUCGCCACUACCUCCCGGCAGCCUGGGAGCCUCGCCACUACCUCCUGGCAGCCUCGGAGCCUCGCCUCUACCUCCCGGCAGCCUGGGAGCCUCGCCACUACCUCCCGGCAGCCCGGGAGCCUCGCCUCUACCUCCCGGCAGCCUGGGAGCCUCGCCACUACCUCCUGGCAGCCUCGGAGCCUCGCCUCUACCUCCCGGCAGCCUGGGAGCGUCGCCACUACCUCCCGGCAGCCUGGGAGCCUCGCCACUACCUCCCGGCAGCCUGGGAGGCCACUAGCCCUGGGAGCCUCGCCACUCCCUCCCGGCAGCCUUGGAGCCUACCUCCCGGCAGCCUGGGAGCCUCGCCUCUACCUCCCGGCAGCCUGGGAGCCUCGCCACUACCUCCCGGCAGCCUGGGAGCCUCGCCACUACCUCCCGGCAGCCUGGGAGCCUCGCCACUCCCUCCCGGCAGCCUUGGAGCCUCGCCACUACCUCCCGGCAGCCUGGGAGCCUCGCCUGUACCUCCCGGCAGCCUGGGAGCCUCGCCACUACCUCCCGGCAGCCUGGGAGCCUCGCCACUACCUCCCGGCAGCCUGGGAGCACAG